AUGGGUAUGAAUUUCAUGGUUUUUGCAGUGUCGGUGUCAUGGUUUUGGUCAAUACCUACUUCACACGUGUUUGCAGCAAAACAACAGAAGCUGAGGUUUGAUGAAAAUGGAGAAUUCAAGAUAUUGCAAGUGGCAGAUAUGCACUAUGCAGAUGGAAAGAAAACACUUUGCUUAGAUGUUCUUCCUUCUCAAAAUGCUUCUUGUACUGAUCUUAACACCACUGCUUUCAUUCAUAGGAUGAUCCUUGCUGAGAAACCUAAUCUUAUUGUCUUCACUGGAGAUAAUAUCUUUGGGUUUGAUUCGUCGGACUCGGCGAAAUCAAUGGAUGCUGCAUUUGCUCCUGCAAUUGCAUCAAACAUUCCUUGGGUGGCUGUUUUAGGAAACCAUGACCAAGAAGGAUCACUCUCUAGGGAAGGUGUGAUGAAAUAUAUUGUUGGGAUGAACAACACUUUAUCUAGAGUCAAACCUGGAAAAGUGCGUAGCAUCGAUGGUUUUGGAAACUAUAACUUGGAGCAAGUUUGGUUCGAGAAAACGUCUGCGGAGCUUCGGAAAAAAUACAUAAAAGGACAUGUGCCUCAGAAAGAAGCUGCUCCUGGUCUUGCAUACUUUCACAUCCCCUUGCCCGAAUACGCAAGUUUUGACUCAUCCAACAUGACAGGCGUGAAAAUGGAAACAUAUGGCGACAAUGGCAUUAGUUCUGCUUCGGUGAACUCUGGUUUCUUCACAACCUUGGUUACAGCAGGAGACGUGAAGGCCGUUUUCGUUGGCCAUGAUCACAUCAAUGACUUCUGCGGCAAGCUAAUGGAUAUACAACUUUGUUAUGCUGGAGGGUUUGGAUACCAUGCUUAUGGACAAGCUGGAUGGUCUAGGAGAGCAAGAGUGGUUGUAGCUAGCUUGGAGAAGACAGGUAAGGGAAGUUGGGGAGAUGUCGAGUCGAUUAAAACAUGGAAACGCCUUGAUGAUGAGCAUCUCACUAGAACCGAUAGUGAAGUCCUGUGGAGCAAGAGCACUCAUGGUAAGGAAGCAGUGGCUAAAAACAAAUUGGUGGAAAGUGAGGAUUUGAGAAAGUGA
Vicia faba (fava bean) is the source of this 1071-nucleotide messenger RNA. The record is from the annotation of a GenBank genome assembly. Lineage: Eukaryota; Viridiplantae; Streptophyta; Magnoliopsida; Fabales; Fabaceae.